AUGUGGAAUGAUAUUGAUAUUUUAGCAAAUGAUGACACUGGGAGCUGCCGUUUGAACAUAGAUUCACGGCAGGAAAGCGGCACGGCUUUAUAUCAAGUGGACACACUACUUAAAAUUUCAUCAACUGAAAAGGUGACUGUCAAUCCAAAACUAUUCGCCUGCAGUUCAAAUGAAGGAUGUGUAAUUGUUGCUGACAAAUCUGUAUGCCUCCUUGAUAGCAUUUGUCAGUCUCUGCAACUCCAGCUACAGUUUGAUACAGAAGUAGAUGUUGUGGGCAUUUGCCAUGAAGGACGGUUUCUGUUGGUUGGAGAGAGAAAUGGCAAUGUUCACCUUAUUCACGUGCUAUCUAGACAGAUCUUGAUUACAAAGGCUAUGGUUCGAAGUUGUGAAAAAGAUGGACAAACAUUUAAAAAAUUACUUAUAGAAAAAGACACUUCAGAUGAAGGUGUGUAUCACAUGUUCCUUUUGACAAAUGGAGGCCUCAGUUGUAUAAUGUACUUUCAUCUCGCAAGGAUAAAUGAUGCUGUGGAGAAUAUGGACUUCACUUCUGCAAAGGAGUUGGAAGGGAAGCUCAAGACUUCUUUCACAUCUACAGAAAAAUAUCACACUGAAGGUUGUUUGAAUUUGGUGAUUGGGGAUUUUUCAAGUGAUACUCAUCUGAUUGUUGGGGGAAGAGGUGAAUAUGCUCUCUCAAAAUGGAAGAUGGACACAGUGAAAAAACACAUUGCUAUUCAAAUUCUUGCUGAUUCAAGUAUGAUCCAAGGUGCAAAGAAACUACAGAUUUUGGACAACUUGCUGUUUAUUCUGGAUGAACAUGGCAUUCUGAGUGUAUGGGACGUAUACACUCUGGUUUUGAUAUGGGAUUGGCCUUCCUGUCGCAUAUCAGACUUUCUUUUAACAUCUGAAGGAGAUUCAUCAUCUUCAGUUACACGGCAAACCAACACUAACCUUAAGCUUAUAAUUUUAACACUUCCUGAUGAUAAACCGUUGAGAAACCUGGCAGUUUAUUCGUUGCCCACCAUGCACCAUUUAUAUUCAAUUGAAGUAUCAGAUGUUUCCAGUCUUGUUCAAAUUGGCAUUACAAUGGACACAAUAUAUCUUCUAGAGGGAAUAUAUGAUAAUCACGAGAGGUCAUCUGAGUGUCUGGUCAGCGUGCUUGCACUGAGAUGUCUAACGGAAGCUUUACCAGAAAACAGGUUGAGUCGAUUACUUCACAAGCUUAAAUUUGAGGAAGCGGAAAAGUUUGCUAUACAGUUUGGACUGGAUGUUGAGCUUGUGUAUAAAGUAAAAGUCAACACUGUACUGGAAAAAAUGGCAUCCGCAUCCACUGGAGGCUAUGGACAGUCCCUGUGGCAGGAGCUUGUGAAUGAAGCCAAAGACAGUUUGGUUAAAAUAAAGGAUGACAAUUUUGUGGCCGAGUACUGUGUUAAUGCCCCCUGGCCUACCUAUGAAGCAGCCUUUGAUAUGUUGAGUUAUGCAAAAACCAGGAUUCAGAGAAAGGAGGAAAAGUCGUUACCUGUAUCCUCAGAUGAUAUUCCCAUUUCCAUUACAGAUGUACUAAAAGCACAGGCCAGAUUGACUACUUUUUAUGGUGCGUUUGGGCCAGAUAAAUUCAGUGGAAUUGCAUGGAUAGAGUUCUUAAACAACAGUGAUGUGCUGAAAGACAUCUUCUAUCAGUUGGAAGAGAGAAAUUUGUCGUGUGCACAGUAUCUGUGGCUGAGACAUCAGGAGGAAUUUGAAAGCAAGUUUGAUGAGAAGAUUCUUGAGAAACUCCUUAGCAUAAUUCCUGCAAAUAUUCCUUCACAAAAAUUGUGCCUCUGGUUUAAAAACAUAUUGAUUCCAUUUGUGAGAAGAAUUGUGCCAAAAGGACACAGAAUUAUUGCAAAAUGGCUGGAGCAUAGAGCUCGAUCUCUAGAACUAACAGAUAAGGCGAACUGGCCAGAAAACGGGCAUGAGAUGGCGAAUGUAUAUUUUACAUCAAAGAAUCCUACAGAGCUUGGCAUUGCCUCUUCUUGGCUGUGGAUCCCUCUGAAAGAAGACUCUGACUGUGAGGAAGUCCAGCAGCUGAUGAAGCUUGUCACCAGCCUCCAGGAGUUGAUGGAACUAUAUAUUAUAUAUAUUUUUGAUAUUUCCCUUUACAUUUUGGAAACUACAACUACAAUUGUGUUUCGUAUGUUGGAUAAAGUCUUGGCUCCUGAGCUUAUUCCAUCCACUUUAGAAAAGUUUAUUAGACCAUAUAUGCAUCAGCAUAACCUAAAUGAAGAAGAACUUCUACUUCAGUACAUUAAGGAUAUGUUAGAGCAUUGCAGCUCUCGUUCUGCAUCACUGUUUGAAACUGCUUGGGAGGCAAAGGCUAUGGCUGUGGUUGGGUGCAUGACCGAUACAGAUUUAAUAUUUGAUGCUGUCCUUCAAAUAAUGUAUGGUGCUGUGGUUCCAUGGAGUGAUGCAGUGGAGCAGCUUGUCAAACAACAUCUAGAAAUGGAUCAUCCAAAGGUGAAAUUACUGCAGGAAAGUUACCGACUUAUGGAGAUGAACAAUCUUUUGCGAGGCUACGGAAUUAGGGCAUUUAACUUUCCCCAUGACAAAAGUAUAAUGGGUUUAAUCAAGUACAUCCUGAAGCAAGAUUCCCCUUCAUCUUUGGAAGAUGCUUUGAAAAUUGCUGAAGCAUAUCAACUGCCCACAGUAGAGAUUUACAUCUUUAGGCUUGUGCAGCUAAUUUAUAUGAACAGGGGGGAUGAAUGCUUGAAUCUUUUGAAGUCUAUUUCUCAGUCCGAAGCAGAAAUAACAGUUGAGCGCCUGUCUCUGUGGGCAAGAAUUUCAUUGCAGGAGAGUCCAGGCUCAUCUGAGGAGUGCAAGGAAGAUCAGAAAAGGAUUGCAAGUUUACUUGUGGACAUUCUCAAGUUCAGUGUGUGCAUUAUUAAAGAUAAUCUGUUAAAAAGAGAGAUUUUUGAAACAAACUUAAAAAUGUUUGAAGCAAUCUCUAGUUUACAGGGAGAUUUUGACAUAUUCCUUUCACUAGAGGAAUAUGAAAACCGAUCGUUUGUGUCUCAUCUUAGAGCAGAGCAUAUUAUCGCUUAUGAGACUACAAGGUCUAUGUCUAAAUCUGAAAAGGCAACAGAACAGAUUCCAAAUGCUAAUCAUCAUUCCAAAGUGCCAUCAACAGAGUCCAGGUUAUACAGACUUGCCUUGCUCCUACAAGUCACAGAGCAAGAGCUUGGUGCGGAACUAGCCUUGAGAGCCCUGGCAGCUGGAAAGGUUGAAAAGUCAUUGCAGAUCUGCAGGGACCUGUAUGAACAUCACUGUAAUUCUCAAACUGGAAGGUUACUUUUCCUUGUCUCCCAGAAAUUGUGCCAAAUGUUGGAAGCAAAUACGCCAAUGGUAAUAUCUCCUGGGGUGAAUUUGCCUGCAGUCACGUAUGAGUUAUCUUGUCAGGCAGCCACAAUAAGCAGUCCAGAUCUCUUGUUGGAUGCUUUGGAAAUUUGUAAAUAUACAAAUAUUGCUAUGGAGCUUUACAGGCAAUGUCAUAUUGAAGAUUAUGGUUUCAUUGCCAAAAAUGCCAGUUUUGGAGGUGACAGAGAUUGUUACAAAGAAUGGACCUAUGAUGAGUUCUUCAGUGAAGAUGGAAUUGUCCUGGAUUCCUUGGUGGUUUUGCCAGUUGCUUAUGAUUUAGCUACAGCUUUUGUUCCAUGCACAGCUGGUAAAAAGAUGUAUCCUAUGGAUUGUGCAAAUCUGGCUACCUGUCCAUGCACUAAAGGAGAAAACAAGCUAUUUCCUGCUAAACGUUCUAUAAUUGCACUACUGGAGAAUUUACAAGAGUCCAGCCAGUGUGAACUGACCCUGCAGCUCAUAACAAGGGCAUUUGGUACAUGUUUACAGCACAGUGUUUCAAAUUAUAUGGAUAUUAAUUUAACUGAAAAGUUGCAUGAUGAAAAGUUAUUUGCAGAAACGAAAACAUUUAUUUCAAUGAUGGGAAAGAAAGCCAAAGCUUUGAUUAAGGAUACAUCUAUGGCAUUGUUACACAAGGUUUUCAACUGUCGUUUGGUGGAUUGCAACCUUGCACUGGCUUACUGCACACUUCUACCCAGGACAGAAGUUUUCGCAAAGUUAUGGGAUGUCAUAAACAACACAUGGCAAAACUACAACAAGGUUUUGGCAGUAUCUGUCGUUGGAGCCCAGCUGGCAUUUUUAUGUCGUGAAAAUGAAGAGAGAGAGAAAUUUCAAGAGCUUAUUACAGAUGCUGAAUGGGGUAUCAAGCUCAGUACCUUUGGAAUCUCCUUCCAGUCUGUCUUCCGACAGGGACCGCAACAGAAGAAGGAACUUAUUUCAACAUUAGUUCAAAAUUCAAGUGUGGAUACAGCACUCAUACUUAAGUAUUGCAGUACCUUUAUGUUGGAUAGUGAUGCUGCACUCCAACUUUACAUAGAAACGCUGCUUCUGUCUGGCUCAAGCUGGAAACACAACCGUGGGGAUUGUGCAGGCGAUCCUGAACAGCAUGCUCAGCUGGUGGCUAAAGCGAAAUCGAUCAUUCCUCUGCUAAAUAGCACACAGGACCUAGUUGUAAGCCUUACGGGUAUACUGCAAAAGAUGGAUCCUUAUGAUUAUGAAACUAUUGAGGGGACCUUGCAAGUUAUAAUGGCUGCUGAUGAAAAGAAUACCAAUAUCCAGCUAAGUCAGGCUUUAAAUUUAGUUAAUCAUCUGAAAUCUUACAAGAGGAUUGCUCCUCCUGCUGAUAUAGAGCACCAGUACAUAUUGGAACAGGGUAUUGCAAUGUCCAGUGCUGUACACACUAGACUACCCUUCCAUUUGCUUUUCUUCACAACUUCGUCAAGUUUCUGGGCCAUCAUAUCUGCUGAGCUAAGCGAAGAGUCAUUUCCAUCAUUGCUGCUCAUCUCCAAGCUCAUGAAGGUUUCACUGGACACUUUAUAUAUGAACGCUGUCAAACAUGUGUUUGAGAAAAGUUUACGACCCAAAGCACUCAAACUUAAAAAUAAUGAAUGCUCUUCCCUUCUUAACAAAGAAACUGCAAAAACUGUGCUCACUAUACAGUCAUACCUUCAGUCUAUUAGUAACCCAGAGUGGGCUGCAGCUAUAGCUCACAGAAUUGCACAAGAGCUUCCAACAGGACCAGAUAAAAUCCACGCAUUAAAAUUUUGCUUGCAUUUGGCUGAAAACUGGAAAAGCAACACAUCUCCUAAGGUGGAUGCUUACGAAAGGGCUGAAGUGCUGAUAAAGAAGCUUACUGUGCAGUACCAACGUUCAGCCACAGAAAAUGUUCUGAUAACGCACAAACUAAAUACUCCUGACUUUUUGAAACAGAUUGGAAAACCAACCAACCUCAUUGUUUCACUAUAUGAACACGUUAGUGUGGAAGAAAGGAUACGAAAUCCAACAGGCAGGGGUUAUCCAGACAUUCACGCUGCAGCAAAGCAGAUAGCUGAAGUGAACAACUUGAGCAUGAGCAAAAUUCGAGACCUACUCCUUGACAAAUGGCUGUGUCCAACUACCCUACCACAAGCUGUAAAAGACAAAGAUGUAUAUGGUGACAUACAAGGGGAUGAAGACCUCAGCAGAGUACUAUAUCUUCUCCAACCUCACCCUGUAGAUUUCAGCUCAAGAAUGCUAUAUGCGAUUGCAACUUCUACAACUUCUCCCAUUGGAGAGAAUAAACUGACAUUUGCACACAGAAGUCGUGCUUUGCAGUGUUUGAUCCAUUUAGCUGACACAGAUACUGUGGUAUCGCUUGUCAAAAAACCUAUUGACCAAGUGAAGUAUUACCUAAAGUGCUGCAUUUACUUGUCAGAGUUUGAAAUCUUGAACAUACCGUAUACCCUUGAAUCAUUCCACAGCAGUCCAAAAGAGGGAAUGAUUAAAGGUCUUUGGAAAAACCACAGCCAUGAAGCAAGGGCAGUAAGAUUGGUAACAGAGCUCAGUCUGGAAUAUCAAGUUUAUGAUCCUCAGCUCUGGAGUGGAUUAUUGCAAAAGUUACUUGGAUUUAACAUGGUGACUUACCUGAGAAAGGUGUUAAUUGCCAUCACUGGAAUUCACUGCCUCUGGGAGGUACCAAAUUUCAGCCGAGCAUGGCGCAGUGUUAUUCUAGCACCAUUCACUUGUGCCUCCUGCCCGCCAAGCCCCUCACAGCUUAUCGAAUGCUACCAGUCUUUCAUAGUUCUCUUAAAGUGUCCUGUACUUGCUGAUCUGGACCUCUUAGGAAUUGCUAGGCAGUAUGCACAAAUUGAUUUACCAGCAUUUACCUUCGGGUGUCUCUUGUUAAUUCCACAUGUUGAAAAAAGAGAGCAACAAAUUCAGGGUUUUCUUAGUACUUGCAAUGCAGAAGCUGUUUUACUUCAAGCAGCAGACUGCAUGAACACUGGAGAAGUAGCUGGCAUUGCAUCACAGAUAAAGGAUUUGAUUUUGGACAGUGUGAUUAAGAAGGGACAGCUUGAAAAGUUUGUGAAAACAAAAUGUUUCAACGUGCUCAAGACUGAGGCAAUCGAUUCUAAUAGAUUAAAAGAACUGGCAGAUUAUCUGCUGAAAAAGAACUGUUUAGAUGAUGCUGCUGAACUUGUAAUAGAAUGUCUAAGUCGCCGUGGAAAAUCUUACUCAAGAGAUGCGACAUCCCUGGACAUUGUGAAGAGCUUUCUAAGCGACCAAGCUUCUUAA
Messenger RNA from Nanorana parkeri, 6660 nucleotides. It is a transcript of the gene KNTC1, whose product is annotated as kinetochore associated 1. Lineage: Eukaryota; Metazoa; Chordata; Amphibia; Anura; Dicroglossidae. Gene Ontology annotation, biological process: mitotic sister chromatid segregation; protein localization to kinetochore involved in kinetochore assembly; mitotic spindle assembly checkpoint signaling. The record is from RefSeq and is a predicted model, not a curated record. Gene Ontology annotation, cellular component: RZZ complex; cytoplasm; kinetochore microtubule. Gene Ontology annotation, molecular function: small GTPase binding.